Cryptotermes secundus is the source of this 4026-nucleotide messenger RNA. RefSeq names its product neprilysin-11-like. The record is from RefSeq and is a predicted model, not a curated record. Gene Ontology annotation, biological process: protein processing. Lineage: Eukaryota; Metazoa; Arthropoda; Insecta; Blattodea; Kalotermitidae. Gene Ontology annotation, molecular function: metalloendopeptidase activity. The coding region runs from base 124 to 2523 and encodes 799 amino acids. Gene Ontology annotation, cellular component: plasma membrane. The transcript is spliced from 21 exons.
CGCGGCUCUCUUGUGAGACAGAGCGUGUACUGUCAGCUUUGCAGCCUGCUUAUAACACCGCCCUCUGCAGAGUGGUGAGUAGCGAAUAUGGCCCGAUAGCAGUGGCGUGUCUCAACCGUAGAGAUGAUAAACUUCAACAACAAAACAUCUGAACCAACAUCACGUGUUACGUCUGCUACCUUGUCCAUCUCCGAGACGUUCAGUAAUAACCACCUUGUCGCUGUUGCAUCCAGAGGAGCCUUUUACAGGAGAAGGCCGCAGUCUGAGCGUCGCCUAUUGGUGUUACUGGUCGCGGCGUUUCUUCUCAGCGUCGCACUGAUAGUCGCCCUGGCUGUAGUCUCUUACCAGUACUCCCGGCAUGAAGCUGGUGUCCGAACAUGCGACUCUGUUGACUGCAUCCGGUCAGCCGCCAACAUCUUGCAGUCCAUGGACAAGGCCGUGGAUCCAUGUGAGGACUUCUACACCUUCACAUGCGGCAAUUGGGCCGAAGAGCAUCCGACCCCUGACACCGCUAUCGAGCACAACUGGUUCGCUGAGCGCACACAGCACGUGAUGAGGAGAAUUCGAGAUAAUUUGCAAAAGAAUGGCUCUGAGAAUGAACCACUUCCAGUCACACAGGCCAGGAUCAUGUACAUGUCGUGCAUGAAUACAGACGAGCUGGACUCGCAAGGCCUGGAGCCAAUGUUUCAGUUCCUGAGGGACAUUGGGAUGCAGGUUCGUCCCUCCCUCCAGAAAGAAGCCACACAAGAGCCUUUCAACUUGGUGCCGAUAGCUGUGAAGACUAAGCGGCUACUCUACCAGGAUAUACUGGUCGGUUUCUCGAUAUACCCACAGAACUCGAACCGCACCAUACAGAGACUGACGCUGGGAACCCCGGAUGUCAGGUCACCUUUGCCAGGGUACAAAGAUAUAGAUAAGCAAAUUGAAAAAAGAAGAAAAAAAGCGAAAAUGAAAGAAGAAAAAGAGGAAGAGGACGCAUAUUCUGCUGCCUUCCUGGAGUACCUCGCGCAGGCGAUAUCAUAUAUAUAUAGGUGGAACAACAGCGCGUCCCUGGAUAAGGAUUUCGACCUUACAGUGAAAAUGGCCGCCUUACGGAUUCUUGAAAUGGACCAACGGCUAACAGGGGUUAUGAAUGAAAAUGACGAAGAUGAAGAGGAAGCAGUUGAGAUGUCCGUGGAGGAACUACAAGAGUGGACGAAUAAUGACCUCAAUGGAACCUUAAAGUUGAACUGGACAGAAUACUUCACGCUCAUGUUUGAAGGGAUUGAGAACGUGACUCUUCAUCUAGAAGGUGGGGAGGACAAGAUCGUAGUGACUAAUGCAGACUAUCUUAAGUCUCUGAUGAAGUUACUUUCGGAAACUUCCAGUAAAACUCUCGAGCUAACGAUGUGGUGGGAGGUGGUACAUAUACUGGCACCACAGACCAACAGAGACAUGAGAGAGAUGAAGGAACGCUACAUCGAGAGGGUUAUGGGAGGACGAGCUCCAGAGACAAGAUCUACGUUUUGUACAAAUGCAGUGAACUAUUUAAUGGGCAUGGCCGUGAGCUACUUCAUUGCUGAUGCAAAUUUCCUUAACGCCACGAAAAGUAAGGUGGUGGACAUGCUGGUGGAUAUUCAGUGGGCAUUCUCGUCUCUGGUGCGGUCGGCAGACUGGAUGGACGAGGAAACGAAAAUCGCAACUUUGGAAAAGGCGGCGGCAGUUAAACACUUCGUCGGAUUUCCGGAGUGGCUUCUGGACAGGGACCAACUGGAAGCCUACUACGAAGGGGUCCACGUGAAUGAAACAGCCUACCUGUACAACAUGCUGGGAAUCGUUGGCUUGUUCACGACGACAAUGCUUCAGAGCCUGAGGAAACCAAAUGACGAAGACAGUUGGGCUACCGAACCUACAGAUGUCAAUGCAUUUCACACUUUCCAAGCCAAUGCCAUUACAGUGCCUUCCGGAAUUCUGCAGUUCCCCUUUUACGGACUGGGUCUCGAAGCGCUGAAUUACGGAGCCAUAGGAACCAUAUUGGGACACGAACUGACGCAUGGAUUCGAUAAUUCAGGCCGGCAGUACGACAAAGACGGGAACAUGCGUCAGUGGUGGACGAACUCCACUGUAGAGGAAUAUGUGAACAGGUCGGCCUGCUUUAUUGAGCAGUAUAGCAGCUACCGGGUGGACGAAAUCAACAGCUGGGUGAACGGACGAUUGACCCUUGGAGAGAAUAUCGCGGACAAUGGCGGUCUUCGUGAGUCUCUGAGGGCGUACCGCAGGUUUCGAGAGCGAAACGGGCCUGAACCCACGCUGCCAGGACUCGAAGCUUUCUCUGACGAGCAACUCUUCUUUCUAUCCUUUGCUAAUGUUUGGUGCGAGAACUGGUCGAAAGAGUCCCUUCAGUGGGGCAUGGAUGAUGAACACUCCCCAAACCGAAUUAGGGUUCUGGGGGUCCUGUCAAAUUCUCCGGAGUUUUCUAAAGUCUGGAAAUGUCCGAAAGGUUCGGUAAUGAAUCCCGAACGUGACAAAUGUAGAAUAUGGUAAUGAAAUUUUGGGCGGAACACAAUUAUUGGUAUCCACUCCUUGGUACAUUGGUUCAACAGGGUCCGUGCCAUAGUUCAUGCCAUUAGUGGCCCGGCUUCUUACCCCGGAGGCUUCGAUUCAAUUACAGGCUGUGUGGGAUUUGUGGUAGGCAAAGUGACACUAAGGAAGUUUUCUCUUCCACUAUUUCGGGGUUUGCUGCCAAUUAUCACUCAGAUACUAUUCCAUUUUGUCAUCUAUCAUCCGGUUAUGGUACAUACAAUGGGCCCACUUACAGCUUAAGUACGAAGGGACUCAGCAUCACUUCCGUUACAAUUUUGGUUCAGUUAGGAGGUCAAGAGACUAACUGAAUCCUGAACGAGUUCGGCCAUUAAUCUACAUUUGCAUUUGAAGUACUACGAGUAUAUUUGUUCAUAGUAUAGGCUUACAAAUGCAAAGAUUUUACUUUUUGUUUCGUUCUAAUUUAAAAAUGUAUACGACUCUGGUCUGUCACAUUACGUGAUAACCGCUUUGUUUUCAUUUAUCUUUAAAAUAUUUAUGCCUGGUCUCGAUUCUAAAGACUGAACUUAUCCGAUUUUAAUAUAUAUUAUGACUAAGAAUAUCUUACUUUAAAAUUUCCUCCAUUAUAAAAAUCAGUAUUUAUUUCGAAGUGUUUAUUCUUACUAAAUUUUUAGACGUUAUUUAUGAAUCCGUGAAACAAUUAUAGGCCUAUUGGUACUAUUAAUAUCAUUGUACUUAAAAAGUAUGUUAAAUCAUGAUCAAGACCAAACUACUCCACAUGUACAAACAAGUUGUUAUAUCAGGAAUAUGAUAUUUUAAAUAUAUAAAAUUUUGGAAGAUAUUACAAACGUAUCCCAUGUGUAAUAUCCACGCUUUAGAACUAGUCGUAAUACUUGUAUGGAUACAAUUAAAUUACUUCCAGACUCAUAUGCACGGACGAGCUAUACUUGCUGUGUCAUUGUAUAACACGAGUGUUGGCAGCCUCAAGCAUAUUCACUCGUACACAGUUGCACUAAACUAUGACCUACUGUUGUCCCGAAGUUUGAAAUUUGGGAUCCCUGAUCUCAGUUUCCUUGACAUUGAUAUAUUGACGAUUGUCCUACAUUUCAAUGGAGUCAUUAAAAUCAAAACUGUUUUAUGAUUUUAAACAGAACUUACUGUGGAAUUAUAAAAAGUAAUGUCAAAUGACAAUAUCACCAAGAAUCAAAAUCCCCUGAUGUUUUUACCCCCAUUUUACAUUGUACGUGAUGGUUCUCACAGUUAUUUUAAUGUACAUGCAUGUAUAUGUAUUUUGAACAUAUAAUGUGUUCUGAUAUAAGGUUGUGGUUUAAACAUUAGUUAGAAUAAGAGUAUACAAAUAUUUUCACAAACAAAUAUAUAAGGGGCCACAUAUGUAUGAGAGAGUGUCAAUGUAUUGUUUAAUUUGUUAAUAAACAUAAAAUGUAAAUAUAUAAAAAUUGUUGCAAACAAGAACAUAAGAUAACUCGUUGUGCCUAUGAAAUAUGG